AUGUGGGGAAGUCUAAUAGCGCUAUAUUCAUCGAUAUUUCGGUUAUUCCCUUGUUGCCCCAGGCGAUCGAAGUCACACACCCGCAUUAUGCAUAAUGCAAUUAUCAAUGAGUUAGUGCCAAGCAUAUCAAAUGAAUUUCCUAUACAAUCAGAUAUUUCACCAAAUAUUGCCAAUGAUUUAUCAUUUUUUGGUGAAAUUCAUUACAAAUUAGACUAUGAUUUUGGAAAUAAUAAACUAGCAGUGACAAUUUUUGAAUGUAAAAGACUGGCAGCAAUGGAUCGAAACGGAAUGUCAGAUCCAUAUGUAAAACUAUAUUUGCUACCAGAAGGAAAGCCAAAAUUUGAAACAAAAAUUAAACGAAAAUGUUUAAAUCCCACUUUUAAUGAAAUAUUCGCCUUUAAUAUAGCAUUUGCGGAACUUCAACGUAAGACACUUCAAUUGAUUGUGUAUGAUUUUGAUCGAUUAAAAAAGGAUGAUCGAAUUGGUCAAUUAUCAAUACCACUGGAAAAAGUCGAUUUUGGUAUUACUGUGGAAGAAUGGUCUCGAUUGAAUCCACCAGAACACGAAGCUAACUCAGACUCAAGACUCGGUGAUCUUUGUUUCUCUUUACGAUAUCGGCCAAGUACAAUGAUUUUAACUGUAACAAUUAUGGAAGCUCGAAAUCUUAAGAAAAUGGAUGUUGGAGGUCUAUCAGAUCCAUUUAUCAAAAUGCAUUUAUAUAACGGUCGGAAAUUGAUAUCGAAAAAGAAGACAACACGAAAAUAUAAAACAUUGAAUCCCUAUUACAAUGAGAGUUUUCAGUUUAAAUUGGAACAAGAAUUAUUAGAAUUAAGUUUUCAUUUCGAUUUAAAAGUGCAUUUGGUUAUCAGUGUUUGGGACUAUGAUAAAGUGAGCAAAAAUGAUUUUAUCGGUGAAAUAAAACUUGGCUCGCUUUGA
This is a messenger RNA of Cercopithifilaria johnstoni, 936 nucleotides long. The record is from the annotation of a GenBank genome assembly. Lineage: Eukaryota; Metazoa; Nematoda; Chromadorea; Rhabditida; Onchocercidae.